UCUCGGCUUCUUGGCGGUAGCUGUCUCUUCGGCCUUUUACUUAAUUUCCAGGACUUGAAUUUACCGCCAUGUCCUCUGAAGAAGGGAAGCUCUUCGUGGGAGGGCUCAACUUCAACCCUGAUGAGCAGGCUCUGGAAGACCACUCCAGCAGCUUCGGACCUAUUUCUGAGGUGGUUGUUGUCAAGGACCGGGAGACUCAGCGAUCCCGGGGUUUUGGCUUCAUCACCUUCACCAAUCCAGAGCAUGCCUCAGAUGCCAUGAGAGCCAUGAAUGGAGAGUCUCUGGACGGUCAUCAGAUCCGUGUAGACCACGCGGGCAAGUCAGCCCGGGGAACAAGAGGGGGUGCCUUUGGGGCCUAUGGGCGUGGUCGCAGCUACUCUAGAGUAGGUGGUGGGGACCAGGACUAUGGAAGUGGCAGGUAUGACAGCCGACCUGGAGGAUAUGGAUAUGGAUAUGGAAGGUCCAGAGACUAUGGCGGCAGGUGGGUAGCCAAGGGGUUGGGGUACUCUGGUGGUGCUCUUCCCUCUCCCCAAGAUCUCAGCUCGGCUGCCUGAGUAUUCAUACAUUUCUUACUGUG
Molecule: messenger RNA, 577 nt
Organism: Eubalaena glacialis (North Atlantic right whale)
Lineage: Eukaryota; Metazoa; Chordata; Mammalia; Artiodactyla; Balaenidae
Product: RNA-binding protein 3-like
Exons: 1
Coding region: 69-554 (161 amino acids)
Biological process (GO): positive regulation of mRNA splicing, via spliceosome; regulation of translation
Cellular component (GO): spliceosomal complex
Molecular function (GO): ribosomal large subunit binding; RNA binding
Source: RefSeq, a predicted model, not a curated record